UCAGAGAAGCAAGGGAGGGUCCGACAGCGGCUACACGGGACCCCCGCCCCCACAACACAACCAAAAACAACCCCAACACAAGCAUCUAUUUACCGGCAACACCAGACGAAGAGACCCAGCACUGAACCGAGAGAUCACACCGAACCAACCGGCCUCUACCUCGACACCAGCCCGCACACCCAGCGAGUCAUUGACGGAUCGGAAGUGGACCGAAGGAGACGGAAGGAGCUCGUGAAAAAUACACACACUCACCAAAAAAAAACAACCCCAACAACAACCGACCACAGCACACGGACGUCGCCGGUGCCCUUUCCUCUCGAUGCAUACCCUGUGUGCCCGGGGAACCAUGAAGCCGGAGAUCAACGCCGCCGUGGGCUUUCUGUCCCGGUUCCUAAGGGUGAAAGGACACGUAAACGACCGGCAGGUCCAGACCUUCAACCAGAGCCUGCACGACAUCCUGUCAGAGCAAUACAAGCACCACUGGUUCCCAGACAUGCCAUGCAAGGGUUCAGGUUACCGCUGCAUCCGCAUCAACCACAAGAUGGAUCCCUUGGUGGGGCAGGCGGCCCAGCGCAUCGGCCUGACCAUCCAGCAACUCUACUCGCUGCUGCCCACUGAGCUCACGCUCUGGGUGGACCCCUUCGAGGUGUCCUACCGCAUCGGUGAGGAUGGCUCCAUCUGCGUCCUGUACGAGUCGACGCCCGUAUUGCCGAGCAUUGCCACCAACUCGUCGGUGGGGCCCAUGGCGGACAGUCGCAUCAGCUGCAAGGAGGAACUGAUGGUGUUGGGCAGAACCAGUCCCUCCAAAGCCUACAGUAUGAUGACUGUGUCCAGUUAAAGAGGCGCACGGUCACCCCGGCCUACUUGUCUUCAGGGUCACGCCAUGCCUGGUCAGAUCACUUGACCAGACCAGGAUGAGCCUUUUUAAAGCUAAGAAUAUGAAAUGAAAUAGUGAAAGAAAAGAAAAAGAGUAAAAAAAAAAGCAGAGGAUGUGGCCUAUCGUCCAGGUGAUGGAAACCUUGUAGGUUUUGAUAUUUUUUCCCCAUCUCCCCCAUUGUCAUAUUUUUCUGUUGUGUCAUUGGAUCAGCUGGGAACUCCGUUUUUUUGUGGAAAUGGAACUGUUGGGGCAGCUAAAAUCAACCAUCCAAAACAGGAACCCCCACGGAGACUGGCAACCCCCCCUCGACUGUAAAAAACAUGGUAACCGGCUCCAUCUCAGAAGGGGCUGUCAUUGACUUUGCACUUUUCUUACUUGUGGUUACUAUGGGUACAUGUUCAACACGCCACUGCAAAACACCAAAACCUAAAUUGAAGGAGUUUUUACUAGGAACGAGCCCCCUCGAAUUUUAAAAUCCCGAGGUUUUUCAAUUGUUUUUUUCGUGUGUUUUGUAGGAAGUUGGGGUUCAGGCUGCAUCUUCUCACUUUCCGAGCUCGAGAUAAAGAAACGGCCAAAUAAGAGCAUCUCUAUUUUCUACAACAAAAAAAAACCUUUGGACCACAGGGAGUUUGUUUUCUUUAUCUUGUAGCUGGAAAGAGACGCUCAGUCUGUGCUCCUCCUUCAGCCGUCGUCACCAAGCUCCAGAAAACCUUCAUCUCAACCGUCUUUCUGCCUGUAUGUACGUGCACGUGGAAUGUGUUGGGACCCCUGUUACCUAUGGAUACCAGGGUGGCCUGUUGCACUGUCUCCCAUCGACCCCGUGUAUUUGUAGCUUUCUGGCGGGUGAGGGCCAUGGGGGCCGCAGUCUCCUCCCCCUCCAUUUAACGAAUGUUGUUGAAAUUCACAAUCAAGUUCCUGUGUUUUAAAAUAAAUUAAAUAAGUUUCUGACCACAUUGUCAUCUCCUGCAUCACCAAAACUUCAAAGUGUAGCAAACAAAGGGGGCGCUGUUUUUAACCCAAAUUUCGGUCAUGUGGCCCAGUUAGAAUUUGACAUUGAAUGCACUUUGACGUGAGAUUGUGUGGGAUGUGUACUUUUUAAAGAGAAAAUCGCCUGCAUUCCAUCCAUUCGAAUGUCAUGUUUUCACGCCGCUUUUAUCACCCUCCUCCUCACUUUUAGCCGUUUGUUCUUACUGUAGCUCCCAUGUCGGGAUAGACUUGAUGUCUAUAAAUCAGGAGUUCGCAACUCUGGAUUUAAAAAAAAAAUUGUUUUUUUUAACACUGUAUUUGUGUACAUUUCAGAGCUGUUGGUUUUUUUUAAAGGUGGAGAGUAUUUUUGGUGGUAUGUUAGAAACAUUCUCUCAUCCGUUCAUAUGGCACUGUUUGCUCUGGCAGGAUGCAGAGCUAAGCUGCCCCCCCCUCCUCUCGAACACACACAGAUGGUGAUUUGUGUUAGUCUGAAAGGUCUGAACUAAGUGAUGACUGUGUGAGACUUUGGCCAAAAGGAGGUCUGCAGCGCCGACUGUUCAGAGAUUAAUUUUGAUUUUUAAAAACAACACUGGGCCUUGUCAGCCUUCUACUUUAAUUUGCAUCAGGUAUUUCCGAGGGAGAGACUUCCUUUUGUGUGCAUUGCCUUAUGGGGACCUCAUUGUCAUGAAUUGUGAGCCAUUUGUUAUUUUAAACUAGAACAUCAGGUCUAUGUGAGCCAGCCUGGUGUGUUGCGCUGCCCGGACCCUCUCACUGCAGGCGUCCUCUUUCCAUUCCAGCAGCUUCAAAUUUACAACCCCUUCGCCCCUCUUGAUGUCGGGGGGGGGGGGGGGGGGGGGUGUUAGAGUGCCUCAAGUGCCACAUAUCACCCCUCAGCUCAGACCUCCUGUUCAGGCAAAAGCCAGCCAGCAUGCUGCUAGCUGACCCCCUGUGGACGCAGGUAGACUUAAUGUGACACAUAUCAUCAUCCAUUACUGUGGGGAGCUGGGUAAGGAGGGCAGGGCCGGGGAGCUGGUGUGCGAGAGGGGGGGCCCAGGGCCGGACAGUUUUUGUCCAGGGCAGCUAAAAUCCCUCCAGCCCCCUCUCUGGACUUUAUUGAGCAUCCAGCAUCCCCCACCCUGACCAGAAGCCCUCGGCCCUCCUUCUACAGUGAUGGAUGCAAACCAGCAUGCGCUGCACUAGGGGGGCUAGUGAGUGACGAGGAAACGUGGAUCAAAGAUGAAGUAUUGAGGGUACCGGGUCGUUGUUUUCUGUUUGCAUCUCAGCGGAUUGUGCUGCACUUGAUUACUGAGCUUGAGUAGCAACUGUUUACACACAUGUGAGGAUGUGAUGGCUGUCUGACGUAUCCCGACUUUGCUUCAGGUUCUGGGGAGGAGUGGUUCUAGCAGCGGGCCCCGAACAGCUGCGGGGGGGUGGCUACCGGUGCCGCUCGGCCCGAACCACUGGCCAAAUCUGUCGCGGCACGCUGGUUCACCGCUCGUCGUCAUACCUAUGGGUGUUUAAGCUCCCUAAGCCUGAGAGGAUCAUGGGUAAUAGAGCUAUAGCCUUUGACGCACUGCACCCGCCCCCCCCUCCCGCUCUUUGCUCAUGCUCCCUUCAGCAAUCUGUGAAAAGCAGGGGUUCCAUGUUGGCCAGAUGGAGAGGAGUCCACUGGGAAAAGAGCCCAGAGCUUUGGUUUCCAUGGUGAAGACCAGUUUUUAAAUCAUACCGCUCCAUUACAGCAUUUUUAUGUCAUGCGACAAGAUGUUUUUGAGAUUGGUCUAUACUCCGGACACGGGGAUGAUCUUCUCGUCUCACUUCUCUCUAGAUGUAUUUUAUGGUCACACUGAUGGAUUUUGUCAUCCUUCCACUCUGCCAUCCCCAUCUCCUCUUUAUCCUCUUUUAUUUAAGAGGAUUUUUAGUCUGGUGAUCUAACCUACUUUUAACCGACCUUGUCUUUAGAGCGGAACAUUUUUCACAAAGUUAAACCCCAAAUCCCCUUCCACACCUUCUCAACUGUACUACCAUCAUCCAAAAAGGGUUUUAAGUGCUCGGUAAUAUAAUUUCAAUGGCACCCGAUCAGCUUGUGCGCACAUAGGUUACAGAAUCGUCGUGAGAGUGCUUUGAGUAGUCAGAGGUAAAAUAGCACAUAAAAUGCACUAAAUAUGUCAAGUUGAAGUUGUGUGACAUUUUUUUUCUGAGACGCGAGAAGUCUCUACUGGAAUGUAUUGCCAAACUCAGGCCUCGGACAUUCAAUAAAUACCCUUAUGGAAAAGUUGUGCAUGUUAAGACAUGAAGCAGGAAGGGAACAGCAGUUUUGUUGUUGUCGUCAAUAUCGUCAUCGAUUUAGUUGAAUUAUUGCCACUUUCACAUUUACGGUGUUUUGCAUAUUGUAGAAUGUAUUGUAACUGUACAACAAAUGGUAGAGUACAUAACAUUACACAUGGGAAGUGCCAAUAAUUGCUAUCCUGAAGUGUUUUUAGGUGUUUUCCUUUUUUGUAUUUCAUCUUUUAACAUGGAUGAUGCUUUUUUUCCGUAAGUGAAGCCAUUUGUGAUGGGAGUGUUGGCAAGGACCAAAGUUGUUUUGGUAAAAAAUAUUAGUUUCCAUGAUCUGUAAGUGUAGACGUAUCCUUUGUUUUUUUUGUUGUUUUUCUCUGGAUUCUCUUUUCCUAUUUCAGUUAUUUCCUCUCUUUUUUUUUCUAUUUACGUACAAAACCAGAAAAUAGACAAAAAAAUCUGAGCUUACCCAAGAAGAAAAGCUGUCUAUCUUGUGAUCUCAUGUCAGUACAUCUUUAUUGUGUUCAGUUUUCUUUUCCUUGGGUAUGUUGUGAUGAACUGCUGUAAAUUUGUACAGUUCAUGUAAAUUGAUUGUGCGGAAGUUGUACAGAUUUCUAUAUUUUGGAAGAAAAAGUUUUUUUUUCUCUGUAAUAAAAGAUUUCCUAUCUUGGCAUCAUA
Limanda limanda (common dab) is the source of this 4795-nucleotide messenger RNA. RefSeq names its product B-cell translocation gene 1, anti-proliferative (gene btg1). Gene Ontology annotation, cellular component: cytoplasm; nucleus. The coding region runs from base 320 to 838 and encodes 172 amino acids. NCBI's taxonomy places the organism in Eukaryota, Metazoa, Chordata, Actinopteri, Pleuronectiformes, Pleuronectidae. The record is from RefSeq and is a predicted model, not a curated record. Gene Ontology annotation, biological process: negative regulation of cell population proliferation; negative regulation of mitotic cell cycle. The transcript is spliced from 2 exons.